This is a messenger RNA of Spodoptera litura, 2863 nucleotides long. Lineage: Eukaryota; Metazoa; Arthropoda; Insecta; Lepidoptera; Noctuidae. The record is from RefSeq and is a predicted model, not a curated record.
AAUUAGUCAAUUACCCUUAAAAAUGCACUCAAGAUCGAGGAGAAUUAUUGGUUUAGUGGAAAUAAACAGUAAGAAUGAACAACAACAAAACUUUGAAUCAGAGUCAGUAAUUUUAAAUCCAGAGUCGCCGCUACCCGCAAGCUGUACCUUUAAUGAAUCCGAUUGGAAUAACUUAAAGGAGCUGGUGGAUGAGGAACUCUCCUCGGAUAGAAAUUUAGUGCAAGAGGAACUCCAUAGUUUUAAUAUCCCCUCUGUAAGACCAUGCAAUUCAUUAAUAAUCGAAGAAAGUCCAGAGCAAAGUUCAUCUGUUAUCAUGGACAGCAGGGAAACAACUCCGGUACCUUCCCCAAAGUUAAACUUUGGGUCUCCCAUACCUUCCACAUCUCCUCCGCGUAAUGAAGUACAAGAACCCGUGCCUUCAGAACAGUUAGGUGAGAAUUAUGUUGAGCCUACACCAAGUGUAGAUUCAUAUAUAACUGUAUCGGAAUGUAAUUCUCCAUGUAGCAGCAUAGGAAACAAAAGGAAGCGUACUUUUAAAACUAACCCCGGAAAAAAAAGAUCUAGUUGCCCCGAAAAGUGGAUUGAUAACAAAAGAAAGCACUUAUUAAACUCUGGCCAACAAUACGUAAGUCGAAAUGGAAAUAUUAAAAAUAAAAAAGAAUUGCGUCCUGUUUGUUCAUCUUCAUGCAAAAUGAAAUGUUCUGAAAAAUUUGAUACAGACAUUCGUAAAAACAUUUUUAAUAAGUUUUGGGAACUUGCCGAUCAUACCAGACAAUGGGAAUUCAUCAAUAACUUUACAGAAAAAAAUAAUAAAAAACGAAUCACAACAGAGGGACCAUCUAGAAGACAAUUCACGACUAAGUAUUUUUUACCAAUACCAGCAGAUAAUACAUUAAUUACUCGACAACAGGUUUGUCUUAAAACAUUUUUAAAUACUUUCUGUAUAACUGAUCAAUUUGUGCGCACUGCCCAUAGUAAAUUGAGCCAAGAAGGGAUUACAUUAACGGACAAUAGGGGUAAACACUCCAAUCAUCCAAACGUCGUAGAUACUGCAAUGGUUAAGAGUGUCUGUGAUCACGUAGCUAGCUUCCAACCUGUAGAAUCACAUUACACACGUAAAGAUACCACUAAGUUGUACUUAGACAAUAAUUUAAAUAUGAACAGGAUGUUUUCUCUAUAUAAAGAAUGGGACCAAUUUUCAACCUAUAGCAAUCCAGCGCAAACCCUUCGUCAGUACAGAGACAUCAUUAAUGCUAAUAUGAACGUUGGGUUUUUUAUUCCUAAGAAGGAUAUCUGUGAUAAAUGUCAUAGUUAUUCUAACAAUACGUCUCCAACAGAAGAGCAAAUACAGGCUCAUAAUAAACACCUAGAGAAUAAGACAAUAGCUAGAGAGAUAAAGAAUAAUGACAAAGAGCAAGCAAUAAAAUCACCUGACACUGUAUGUGCAACAUUCGAUUUCCAAAAAAUUUUAAAUUGUCCCCAUGGAGACGUAGGUUUAUUUUAUUAUAAACGUAAAUUGUCUAUAUUUAACUUUACCGUUUUUGAUUUGGGUUUAAAAGAAGGCACAUGUUACAUGUGGACGGAAUGCACGGGUAAAAGGGGAGCUAACGAAGUAAGUAGCUGUUUGAUGCAUUUUGUGAACAUAAAGGUUGCGGGAGGUGCUAAAAAGUUCUUAUUUUGGUCCGAUAACUGUGCGGGUCAAAAUAGAAAUAGAGUCGUAUAUUCAUUCUAUAUGUACAUUUCAAAACGCUAUGGCAUUGAUAUUACUCAUCGUUUUAUGGAGCAAGGCCAUACACAAAAUGAGGGCGAUAGUGUCCACGCCCUUAUUGAGAGAGAAUCUAAAAGAAAACUAAUUUAUACGCCUGACCAGUGGUAUGCAUUAGUACGAUGGGCAAAGGCUGAAGGGAGACCCUACAACGUUGUAGAAGUAACCAAAAGUGAUCUUUAUGAUUUUAAAUUUUUAUUAGAUGACAAAAAUUGGAAAAAAGAUAAUAGAAAUGAAAUUGUAAAAUGGAACAGCAUUAAAGAAAUUAAUGUAAGAAAGGAGGAACCAAAUAGUCUGUAUUUUAAAUAUGAUUUGAAGGGUGAAUAUUUUUAUAUAAAUACCACCGUAGAAACUAGAAGCCGAAAAAAAAGAAAGGAUCAACCAACAGAUUUAAAAAAUAUUUAUUUAGAGUCACUCGCUAUACCAGAAGCAAAAUACAAAGAUUUAAUUUCCUUAUGUCGCUCCGGAGCAAUACCCAGAGAAUACCAUAGAUUUUAUGAAAGUUUAAAAUAUAGUACAGUCGCCGAAAGUAGUAUAAAUGAUAAUGAAUGUGAUGAGUAAUGUUUCUUAUACGUAUCCUACUAAAUUGUUUUUGUUAAAAUGGAAGUUUAUGUCAUUUUAUUAUGUUACAAUGAGAGGCUAUUUUUUGUUAUGAAGGUUAUGAUGGUGAUUGAUAAGUUGAUUUUUUAAUUAGAUAAAUUCCAAAGAAGUCAAUCUUUUUAGUUUUUUUAUUGGAUUGUCAUAAGUAUGUUUUAUUUUUAACUACAAUUUAUUUGCAUUUGUUUUUGUCUUAAGUUAGGCUAAGCACACACUACGAUUAAACGCACGCGUUAACUUAUUUUAUUAUUUUCUGAGAUAUAUUUUUUGUACAACUUUUAUUUCAAAACUAUUAUUCUCAUGGAAGUUAUACUAUGUACCUCUACAUACUAUUUUUAUAUUUUUAUAGUAGCUGUGUUUUAAUUGUGAUCUCAUUCUUUUAAGUUCCUAUUAUUUUAGUUUAUACAGAAGGUACUUACGAUUUGUAUUUGUUUAAAUUUAACCUAGGUAAAAAAAAUACGUGAUCUCAGAUUUUAAAAAUUACAUUAAGGUUUACAGAGA